This is a messenger RNA of Nerophis ophidion (straightnose pipefish), 8291 nucleotides long. RefSeq names its product zinc finger protein 436. The record is from RefSeq and is a predicted model, not a curated record. The transcript has 2 exons. NCBI's taxonomy places the organism in Eukaryota, Metazoa, Chordata, Actinopteri, Syngnathiformes, Syngnathidae. Bases 348 to 2201 code for a protein of 617 amino acids.
GGAAGUCCCGCCUCUUCAUCCAGUCCGGGCGGUAGUGUAUUCUCAUCACAGUCCCGAAUGUAGCAGCUUAGUAAACACAGGCCUUGCUGUAACACGCCGGCCUUUGAAAGCUUUUUUUCCGGAACAAUAUGUCCAAAUAUCAUAAAGCGGACGAAGCCGUGACACGCGAGGCGUCGCUGACUGCUUGACCGCGGCCAGCUUAACGCGGUUAGCCGCCAUGCUAACCACCCCAUGCUAAGGCUAGCAUGGUCGUUAUUGUCCUCCUUGACGUCUCACUGUUUUAAUUAUUAUUUUAUUUGGAAUAUUUUGUCGCUUUAAACUUGUGCGUGUCGUCCACGGCAAGCAGCAUGAGGGUGGAGUGGAAGAACAAAGCAAAGGCGGACGGCGUCGACGUCACGGUCAAACGUGAGAUGGGCGAGGAAGAUGGAGACGGAGAUGAGUAUUGUAACAAUAUAAAUGAACAUUGUGACAAUGGUGAUGAAUAUUGUAACAAUGGCGAUGAGCUCCACAUCCACAUCAAAGAGGAGCCACACGCCCUGGAGAUCACUGAGGUGUGUUAUGGGGCCACUUUAGGCUCCCAGCCUGCUGCUGCUGCUGCUGGUGAUGACGUCACGACCCCCUGUACUGAUGGUCCUCACCACCACUACCACCAUCUUGCGGGGGUUUUAAAAGAAGAAGAACCAGACCUGCAGCCCCCAGGCCAGUUGGGUGCAGAAUGCGACGUGACGGUCAAGGAGGAGCGGCUCAUCAAAGAGGAGGAGGGAGAGGAGUCGCAGGGUGGAGGCAACGUGGACGAGGAGGAUGAGGAGUUGGUCUGCACAGGGCCAAAUGAGUUCUUCCCUUGUCCCCACUGUGAUGUCUCCUUCACCAACCUGGACUUCUUGGAGAAGCACGUCAAGUGGGUCCACCAGAAAGAAUACCUGGCCGAGCUGAAUAACUGCCUCUCCAGCCACGCCCAGAAAAGCCUCAUCCCCAAGCACACCUGCACCGUCUGCAGCAGCACCUUCAGCUCCAAAGUCUACCUUCGGGUCCAUGUCAGAGAAAGCCACCCUUCUGCCCCUACCCGCCGGCUCCACCCGUGCCCGACAUGCGUGCGCAGCUUCCAGUACUUAAAGAACCUGAAAAACCACUGCCAGCGCUGGCACAACAUGUCAGUGGUGAUCAGAGGGGGGAACCUGUGCUGCGUCGACUGCGGCAAGAGCUUCAAAGCCACCUGGGGCCAGGGACCCCACUUGUGUCACCAGCCGCACGCGGAAUCCGAGGAAAAGCCCAUCUGUCUGGAUCUGGGAUUGAAGUGUCCAGAGUGUGAUAAGAAGCUGCGCACCCCUCAGAGCUUGGAGGACCACAUGCGCAUCCACACGGGCGAGCGUCCGUUUGUCUGCAAGGACUGCGGCAGGCGCUUUGUGGAGCGCAGCAGCUGGCGGCAGCACCAGAGGAUCCACACGGGGGAGAAGCCGCACAAGUGUCAAGUGUGCGGCAAGGCCUUCCAGAGAGGACACCAACUCAAGUGCCACCUCACCACGCACUCGGCCAAGAAGGAGUACUCCUGCUCCCAAUGCGGGAAGGAGUUUGGAUUAAAGGCGAGCCUCAACCUGCACUUAAGAACGCACUCUAGCGAGAAGCCCUUCCACUGCCUGGCUUGCGGGAAGACCUUCAACACCCGCAAGAACCUGCGGGUGCACAGCAAGCUGCACAGCGAGAAGUCCCACCAGUGCGGCGACUGCGGCCUGAAGAUCAGCGACCUGGGGGCUCUGAAGAUACACCUGAGGACGCACACGGGCGAGAGGCCCUACCACUGCACCGUCUGCGGCAACAAGUUCAUCCGCCUGUCGCAUCUGCGGAACCACCAGCGCACGCACACCGGCGAGAGACCCUACAAGUGCGACCAGUGCGACAAGAGCUUCACGCAGUCCGGCGACCUGGUGAAGCACAAGAGGAUACACUCCGGGGAGAAGCCCUUCGAGUGUCCCGAGUGCCAACGGCGCUACACCUCCUCCGGCGACCUGGGCAAGCACCGCAGGACACACACUAACCUGCGCCCGUACAUGUGUCAGGAAUGCGGAAAGAGCUUCCGUUUGUCCGGCCAUUUGAAAACUCACAUGCUCACCCACACUGGAGAGAAGCCGUUCUCCUGCCCCAACUGCUUCCGCAGUUUCGCUCGCUCCCAUCACCUCUCCGGACACAUCGCUAAGUGUCGCUAAGGGUAAACCCUGAGGAUCCUAGCUACAGGACUCACUUCUAGAUCUAGGUUUUGAAACUGACUGAUACAGUGGAACCCCGAACGUCAAACCAUAAUCGAUCCUUUUUGUUGCGGGAAUGCCUGAGCCUCCUAACCUGGCAGACUGUGAGGUGAUUUAGUGAUUCAUGUCCAGUCAAUCACACACAACGAUGUCCACUCACUUCCACACCAAGCAGGAAUCAAUCCCACUUAAUUUAUCCAUCUGAGCCACUCAUGCCAAAUCUGUUCUGGGAAGUCCGAUUUGUUAGAAUGAAGAAAUAGUGGUAACUGAGGCUAUACCUGUACGAACACAGAUAUUUAAAAAACUAAUAAAUAACGCCAAAUAUGAAUUAUUGGGGGCUUCACGGUGGCAGAGGGUUUAGUGCAUCUGCCUCAGACUACGAAGGUCCUGAGUAGUCCUGGGUUCAAUCCCGUGCUCGGGAUCUUUCUGUGUGGAGUUUGCAUGUCCUCCCCGUGAAAGCGUGGUUUCCCUAUGGGUACUCCGGCUUCCUCCCACUUCCAAAGACAUGCACCUGGGGAUAGGUUGAUUGGCAACACUAAAAAUUGGCCCAAGUGUGUGAAUGUUGUCUGUCUAUCUGUGUUGGCGACUUGUCCAGGGUGUAACGCGCCUCCCGCCCGAUUGUAGCUAAGAUAGGCACCAGCGCCCCCCGCGAGCCCAAAGGGAAUAAGCAGUAGAGAAUGGAUGGAUGAAUUAUUAGCCGUAUUAGCGAAUCCAACCUUCACAAAAAAUGUAAUUUAACUUAUCAAUGCCACCAUAUUUUCUGCACACCAAAUCUGUGACACAGUUUCAGAUAAAUGCUCCAAAGUGCUUCAAAUUUGAUCUUUUCGCUUCAGAUUCAGGCUGCAUAUUGAUUGAUUGAAACUUGUAUUAGUAGAUAGCACAGUACAGUACAUAUUCCGUACAAUUGACCACUAAAUGGUAACACCCGAAUAAGUUUUUCCAACUUGUUUAAGUCGGGGUCCACUUUAAUAAAUUCAUGGUACAAAUAUAUACUAUCAGCAUAAUACAGUCAUACAUAAUACAGUACAUCUUACAAGUUAAUCAUCAGAGUAUAUACAUUGAAUUAUUUGCAUUUUUUACAAUCCAGGGGGUUAGGUUUGGUUAAAAUCAGUACUUCAGUCAUCAACAAUUGCAUCGUCAGAGAAAUGGUAGACACAAGGUCGACUAACCAUACGUCCUCUUUUCCCCGGACAUGUCCUCUUUUGCGGGACUGUCCGGGGUGUCCGGGCGGGGUUUCUUAAAUGCCUCAAAUGUCCGGUGUUUUGAGUCUGGGUUGUGUGUAUUUUUUUUAUGAACGUAAAUGGUUAAAAAGGGGUUAAAAACAAAACAAAUUGUGCGGGUGUGCGCACACAGCAGAAUUUGUGAAGGAGGGGCAGGGACAGAGAGAGUGUGAAACAGUGGAUUGCUCGUUAAUCAAGGCAUACUUGGUCAACAACCAUACAGGUCACACUGAGGGUGGCCGUACAAAAACUUUAACACUGUUACAAAUAUGCGCCACACUGUGAACCCUCACAAACAAGAAUGCCAAACAUAUUUCGGGAGAACAUCCGCACCGUAACACAACAUAAACACAAAAGAACAAAUACCCAGAAUCCCUUGUAGCGUUAACUCUUACAGGACGCUACAAUAUACCCCAUUUUUAUGACUUGAUGGGGUCUGUGGGAUCCCGUUUUGAUAAUUCCUAGCGCCAACACUGCUGUCGACAGAGGAGAAAAAAAUGCUGACAUGGCUGUGAUCAAAUUGCAUAUAAAGUACACAGCCAGUCAUUCAUUUACAAAAAAAACUACUUACGCUCUUUCUGGUCCAAUAUAAUGUUCUGUAAACUAGACUCGUAAUAUUACAAAAGCUGUGUUUGAAAAAGUUUAUGAUCUCACUCACUUGUAACACAUCAAGCGUUUUUAAUCCAUUUCUAUCAUAAAUAUCUUUCUCCUGUGAGUGUUUGUGACUCAAUUUUACUCUCGUCUGACCACUGAUUAGUCAGCUGGCAAGAAGGCAGCCAUUAAAGGCCAAUCAAUGAGCGUUGAAGGCGGUCUUAAGAGACAAGCUUCUUCAGUUUGAGCAGGGGUUUUCCGCCUGACACAAGCCUUGACUUGCCUCCAUUGAAUAGCGAUACAUUAUUCUUGGACAUUAAAAAGUGCAGGAGCGCGGUAUUGCUCGGGUGGUAGAGUGGCCGUGCCAGCAACUUGAGGGUUCCAGGUUCGAGCCCCGCUCCCGCCAUCCUAGUCACUGCCGUUGUGUCCUUGGGCAAGGCACUUUAAUCCCCUGCUCCCAGUGCCACCCACACUGGUUUAAAUGUAACUCAGAUGUUGGGUUUCACUACGUAAAGUGCUUUGAGUCACUAGAGAAAAAGCGCUAUAUAUAAAUAAUUCACUUCACCGGGAGAAAAAAAAGCCUUUUGAAAAAGUGCAGAGGACAUGUCGCUUGCCCACCCCCGCCCCAAAUUAAGCCCACGGUAGGCUGGAUGUCCCGGGAAAACAGACAUUUGGUCAGCCUCAGUAAACAUUAAAAAAAAAAUGUUUUCCACAUUAAAGAAUAAUUACAGGCAUACCAUGUAGAGCGGUGGUAUGCCGCACAAAAAUUAAAAAAUAAAAUAAGCAAAAAAAUGUUGUUUUUUUAAUUAUUAAAUCAACAUUAAAAACACAAUAUACGGUAUUCAUUAUAUAUCAAUAUAGAAUAAUAGUCUGCAGGGAUACAGUCCGUAAGCACACAUGAUUGUAUUUCUUUAUGAAUGGUGUGGUAUAUGGCUCUCGAGGGCCGAACAUUGACGUCACUUGCAUGAUGCAAGCAGAGAAACGUUUUGCCGCUUUUCCACUAGACUCCCUAGCGCUCUUCCAUCGCUCGCUCGCCCGCCUGCUCGCUGUCUCAACCUCUCUCUCUCUUGCUGCCUCCCUACCCUGGUGCCGCUGUAAACAGUCUGGUCCAGAGAGAUGAGCGGCCCGGUAGCUUCCGAAGCACUCCGCCGAAGGUUGCUCGGUCUCGGUUAAGUACUGCGGUGCGCUGAACCCCAGCGCUGAUACUCCGACAGAGUCGCUGGGCGAAUAGGACGUGUAACACGUUAGUCGUGAUGUAAGCCCGCUUGGGGCUAAUUGUGCUACCGUAACUGUAUCCAUGGCGAGCAACCCCCCACCCCUCCCGUUGGCUAACAAAAAAAGAAACAUCCAUCCAUUUUGUACCGCUUAUUUCCUUUUUUUGGGGGGGGCGCUGGCGCCUAUCUCAGCUACUAUCGGGCGGAAGGCGGCGUACACCCUGGACAACUCGCCACCUCAUCGUUGUUAUUUGGGUCCAAAAUGGCUCUUUUAACGUUCUGGGUUGCCUACCUCUGCGUUAGUGGAAAAGCGGCAAAUGAGUCAAAGCUACAGAAACGUUGCCAUGGAGACGAGGGAUUUUUUACGUGCCCGGCUGGAGUUGCACCGCGACACCUGUCCGUCAGUAAUAACAGUCCCCGAUAACCUGGCCCAGGUCAAACAGUUAUUUGUUUUUUUUGUUGUUUAAUUUGCAUUGCCUCACACGAUGAACACUACAUAUAUUUUUAUAUGACGCCGGAUAACACUCCGGGAGCCGUCACUUUUUGCGCUCGCUAUCCAGGUACUUUCCAGGCUAUUAUCCACCGACCGCCGUGUUGCUGUGGGGAGGAAAAGCAGAAUGACACACAUUGCGGAAAUAACAUUAUUCACAACCCCAAACAUGUCUUUUUGAAAGCCUGCAGUGAAGAGAAAGGUUAGUGAUGAGCGAAGACAAUUCCAGGAAAAGUGGGAGAUGCAAUAUUUCUUUGUUAAGCACAGGGGCCCCCCGACAUGUCUUAUUUGCACAGAGAAAGUUGCGGUGCACAAUCCUCAUUUUGUUCAUUUAUAUUUUGAUUUUAUUUUGUGUUGAAAAUAAAAAUAAAGACGGGAGGAGCUGGACGAAGUGGCUGGGGAGAGGGAAGUCUGGGCUUCCCUGCUUAGGCUGCUGCCCCCGCGACCCGACCUCAGAUAAGUGGAAGAAGAUGGAUGGAUGGAUGGAUUUAGAAAUAAGUUUAAGAAAUCUUUUCUUGCGGUCCAGCCUCACCCAGACUCUGCAUCCAGUGGCCCCCAGGUGAAAUGAGUUUGAGACCCCUGCUUUUAAAGGAAGUGGAGAGGCGCCCGAGUUGAUGUUAUGCAUGGCGUUAUUUAACAUUCUAACCCAUAGGUGUCAAACUCUGGCCCAAAUUUGGCCCGCCGUGUAAUUAGGGUCCUUGGCCCAUGGCAAAGGACUCCUGUGGGGUCCUUGGCCCAUGGCAAAGGACUCCUGUGGAGUCCUUUGCCUUCCCCACCUAUGCGCUGUAAUUUGACCCCCUUAACAUGCUUCAAAACUCACCAAAUUUGACACACACGUCGGUCUGGCAUGCCUUCCCAACUUAUUAGGCAGCCAAACCAGAAAAAUCAAAAUUGCGCUAGCGCCCCCUAGGAAGGAAAGAAAAACAGACUGCUUGUAACUUCCGUUAGGAAUGUCGUACAGACAUGAAACCAAAACUGUCACGUAGGUCUGACUUAGACCUACAUUUCAUAAUUCUACCUUCCAGGGCAAAAAUCAACAGGAAGUUGGAAAAAACCCCUUCAAAACAAAAUUUUCGCAAAAAAUUUAAUUUUUGCCUCUUUGAGCUGAAAUUUGACCCCCUUAAAAUGCUUCAAAACUCACCAAACUUGGCACACACACCAGGACUGGCAGAAAUUGCGAUCUAAUGAAAAAAAAAGAUUAAUAAAACUCAAAAUUGCGCUCUAGCGCAAUUUUGGAAUAAAACAGACAAAACUGCUUCUAGGAAGAAAACACAGACAAAACUGAUUGUAACUUCCGGUAGGAAUGCCGGAAAGACAUGAAACAAAAACUUCUAUGUAGGUCUCACUUAGACCUACAUUUAGAUAAUUGACAUCCUUCAGCAAAAAUUAACAAGAAGUUAAAAAUUACCCCUUCAAAAUAAGUUUUGUAAAAACCUGUCACCUUUUUCAAACGUAAACUCCUCCGAGUGCGUUUGUCUUUUCGGCUUCAAACUCGCACAGGAGAUAGAUUGCACCCUUUUGAUUAAAACUGUCCAACACAAUUUUGAUUACUGCUCCGGUUUUGAUUUUACGCGCCUUCAAAUAACCCCUGCGCAAAGUUUCCUAAAAAAUGUCACUUUUGCCUCUUUGAGCUGUAAUUUGACCCAUUUAAAAUGCUUCAAAGUGCAAGUUAAAGCUCUACUAUGCCAAGCGAAAGCCAUUUAUCAACAACAUCCAGAAACACCGAUCUGUAAUUUGACCCCCUUAGCGUGCUUCAAAACUCACCAAAUUUUACACACACAUCAGGGCUGGCGAAAAUUGCCACCUAAUAAAAAACCAAACCCUAAAAAUCAAAAUUGCGCUCUAGCGCCCCCUAGGAAAAAACCCAGACAAAACUGCUUGUAACUUCUGUUAGGAAUGUCGUACAGACAUGAAACAAAGACCUUUAUGUAGGUCUGACUUAGACCGGGGCUUGGCAGCGGCCAAAGGCGGACCCGACCAACGCUGCUUGCAGCUUUAAUUAUUAUUUGAAACACUAAAGUUAUAUAAGCCUUGCUUGUUCAAUAUUUAAUGCAAAACUUGUUUGGGUCCCUAUUAAAAGGUUCAUUUGUUCAACCUUGUCCCGCAGCUUUGUUCCGUUUAAAAUGUUGUCCCACUCUGUGUUUGAGUUUGACACCCCUGUUCUAACCUGUCAGCACCUUUGCCGACUAAACACUACAUUUCACUGUCUUUGUGUCGACCUGUUGUCACUUUUGCCAUAUUGUACCGAGGAGCCAGGACUUUUUUCAUGCCACGAUGCUACUAUACUACUUCAUACCUGAAAAAACCCCAACAUACAUAAUCCUGACCUAUUUUCCCAAUCAGUUACGUUAUAUUCUGACUUGUUCGACUUUUGAGGUUCCACUGUAUUUCGAAGCAUUGCUCGCUUGGUAAUUUCCAUGAGGUUUGAACUGUAUUUUUUUUUUUUAAACACUAAUGCUGGUCCAGCUCUGCUAAUCUAUGCUGUUCUAUUUGUAAAAGAAAUGUAAUAAAUUAUCUGACAUCUGCAUGAACACUA